Molecule: messenger RNA, 3577 nt
Organism: Pelmatolapia mariae (spotted tilapia)
Lineage: Eukaryota; Metazoa; Chordata; Actinopteri; Cichliformes; Cichlidae
Gene: prpf40a
Product: PRP40 pre-mRNA processing factor 40 homolog A
Exons: 27
Coding region: 95-2734 (879 amino acids)
Biological process (GO): mRNA cis splicing, via spliceosome
Cellular component (GO): U2-type prespliceosome; U1 snRNP
Molecular function (GO): RNA binding; protein binding
Source: RefSeq, a predicted model, not a curated record
ACCUUUGACCUCUGAGCGCUAAGCGGAAGCUCAACCAAUCGUUUUGCUUGUUGUUGAGAAGUGCUCAAAUUUCUCGGAGGUUCUUCUCUUCAACAUGUCUUCGUCGGAAGCUAAUAAUGGGCCGAGCCAAGCACCACCUUAUCCAGGUGUACCGCCCGCGGCGAUACCUCCCCCAUUUAUGGGACCACCUGGAAUACCACCUCAUUUCCCUCCCAUUGGAAUGCCCCCUAUGGGACAGCGACCUCCCAGCAUGACACCAAUGCCUCCUGGUAUAAUUCCCCCGGGUAUAAUGCCACCAAUGGGGGCACCGCCAAUGGGACAGAUGCCAGGCAUGAUGCCACCCAUGAUGCCAGGAAUGAUGAUGCCCCCUCGCAUACCAGCUGCGGCUGUACAGCCAACGGGACCGCCUGGUGUUGACUCCACAGCCGCUGCACCUGGAACAUCUAGUACCACAAAUGGAUCCCCGCAGGAAGAACAGCCAAAGAAGAAAUCCGUGUGGACUGAACAUAAAUCACUAGAUGGAAAGACCUAUUAUUAUAACACAGAGACUAAGCAAUCCACAUGGGAGAAACCGGAUGAACUCAAAUCUCCUGCAGAGCAAAUGCUGUCAAAAUGCCCCUGGAAGGAGUACAAGUCAGACACAGGGAAGCCUUAUUAUUACAACUCUCAGACAAAGGAAUCAAGAUGGACAAAACCCAAAGAGCUGGAGGACCUGGAAGCUAUGAUCAAAGCAGAGGAGAAUGGGACUGCAGAGGCAGCGGCUCCUGGAACCACUGCAGCUCCUGCUGUGCAAGCAGAUAAUGUAGCUCCUGCGGCGACUGUAGUGGAGGCGGAAACUGCGGUAGUAGUCUCAGAGGAACAACCAUCCCAGGCAGCAGUGACUCAAACAGCUGAGGUGAAGACGGCUGAGGCACCUGUGGCUUCCUCUGAGACUUCAGCAACUACCGAGGCUGUAGCCAGUGUCGAGGUUGUAAAAGAAGAAAGGCCAGAACUUCAGAAGAAAACGUACAAAUGGAAUACAAAAGAAGAAGCCAAGCAGGCCUUCAAAGAGCUGCUGAAGGAGAAGGGUGUAUCCUCCAACUCCUCUUGGGAACAGGCCAUGAAAUUGAUUAUCAAUGAUCCUCGCUACAGUGCACUUCCGAAGCUGAGCGAAAAGAAGCAGGCGUUCAAUGCAUACAAAGUCCAGACGGAGAAGGAAGAAAAGGAGGAGGCCAGAAUUAAAUACAAAGAGUCAAAAGAGACUUUUCAGAGAUUCUUGGAGAACCAUGAAAAGAUGACGUCUACCACUAGAUACAAGAAAGCAGAACAGAUGUUUGGUGAGCUUGAAGUGUGGAGCUGCGUGCCAGAGAGAGACAGGCUAGAGAUCUAUGAAGACGUGUUGUUCUACCUUGCUAAAAAAGAGAAGGAGCAAGCCAAGCAGUUGAGAAAAAGGAACUGGGAAGCUCUGAAGAACAUUUUGGACAACAUGGCAAACGUCACAUACCGCACCACCUGGUCUGAGGCCCAGCAGUAUCUGCUAGAUAACCCUACCUUUGCAGAGGAUGAGGAGCUGCAAAAUAUGGACAAAGAAGAUGCCCUUAUAUGUUUUGAGGAGCAUAUUAGGGCUCUGGAGAAGGAGGAGGAGGAAGAGAAGCAAAAGACACUUCUCAGGGAAAGAAGACGGCAGCGCAAGAAUAGAGAGGCUUUCCAGAAAUUUCUGGACGAGCUUCAUGAUCACGGCCAACUUCACUCCAUGUCUGCUUGGAUGGAGAUGUACCCGACACUGAGCUCAGACAUCCGCUUUGCCAACAUGCUGGGCCAGCCGGGUUCCACUCCCCUGGACCUCUUCAAAUUUUAUGUGGAAGACUUGAAAGCACGCUAUCAUGAUGAAAAGAGGAUAAUCAAAGAUAUUCUUAAGGACAAAGGAUUCCUGGUUGAAGUCAACACCAGCUUUGAUGACUUUGGAUCAGUCAUCAGCUCGGAUAAGAGAGCUACCACGCUGGAUGCAGGAAAUAUAAAGCUAGCCUUCAACAGUUUGCUUGAGAAAGCUGAAGCCAGAGAGAGGGAGCGAGAGAAGGAGGAGGCCAGGAAGAUGAAAAGGAAAGAAGCUGCUUUCAAGAACAUGCUGAAGCAGGCCACACCGCCACUGGAGCCAGAGACUACGUGGGAGGGAGUCAGAGAGAGGUUCCUAAAAGAGCCUGCCUUUGAAGACGUGACUCUGGAGUCGGAGAGGAAAAGAAUAUUCAAAGAUUUCAUGCAUGUCUUGGAGCAUGAGUGCCAGCAUCACCACUCGAGGACCAAGAAACACUCAAAGAAGUCCAAAAAGCACCACAGGAAGCGCUCCCGCUCUCGAUCAGGCUCUGAGUCUGAGGAUGAGGAAUACCACAAGAAGAAAAAGAGGUCGCAGUCCAAAUCCCCCUCAGAACGUUCAUCUAGUGGAGAAUCUGAGAGAAGCUAUAAAAAAUCCAAGAAGCACAAGAAGAAGGGCAAGAAGAGACGCCACAAGUCUGCGUCUCCAGAUUCUGACAACGAGAAGAAAGGAAGAGACCGUGAUGGGAAGCGAGAAAAGGAGGUAGAGAAGGAGAAAGAGAACGACAAGUCUCGGGGGAAAUCUCGCUCAGAAUCCAAACAGAAAUCUCCCAAAAGGAAAGCAGCCAAAGAGGAGGGUGGCUGGGACACGUCGGGCAGUGAGCUGAGUGAAGGAGAGCUGGAGAAAAGGAGAAGAAACUUGCUGGAACAGCUGGACGCACCUUGAUGAUAAUUCAUGCUGCUCUCUCCUCUUACUUCUCCAAACAUGCAUUCCCCUUCAAGCUCAUCUGACCGUGCUGGUCAUAUGCCCAUAAUGGACUGAUUUGUGGUAUUUAUGGGAAUGCCAUAUACUGAGCUUUUACAUAGACUAAUUUGAUAUCAGGAAACUGAUCAGCUGUUAAAUACUGAGUUGUUUUUUUGUUAGCUUACCUUUCUUCAGUUGGCUGUAGUUAUACAUGUUUUCCAUUGACAAUUUUUUUUAUAUUCACUUAAAAGCAUAUCUUUAUGACACACUGCAAAUGUGUAGAAAUACAAGAAACUUGUCCACAUGUCCAGGAAUACUGGGGGUUACGUCUGAUUUGAAGUAAUUUAACUGCAGCUGGUUUGAAUGAAUGAAAGGUUUUAAUUGGAGGAUUUGCUGAAAUCGAUACUUUAGUUCAAUGUAAUAAAACAUUGUUUCACUGGAAGUUGUCUGCAGGUGUUGCUUUGACUUACUUAGACGAUAAGUUGUAGAUUAUAGGAUUGUUGCCAUGCUGUUGCAGAUUUACAAAUAGCCAACAAAGAAGACUAAUGGGUGAUGCCAUUGUUGGUUUAUUAGGAACACCUAUGCUGUCUAAUGUCAUCUCAGUCUUUGCAUUAACUUUUUGAUAAUUUUCAGGGAUAUAGUUUGUAUUGCAUUGCAGUUGAUUUGUAGUGUUUUUUAAUUCUGGGAAACAAGUGGUCCAAUAUUAUUGAUAUUGGGCAAACAUUAAGUGGGUGAAUAUUAACUCGUGUUGCGGAAACACUGUUUCUGGUGAAUGGAUUAAGAAAAUUACAUCUAUUGCUAGUUAUUGGUAACACUUUACUAACA